Molecule: messenger RNA, 1656 nt
Organism: Mugil cephalus (flathead mullet)
Lineage: Eukaryota; Metazoa; Chordata; Actinopteri; Mugiliformes; Mugilidae
Product: cathepsin Z
Exons: 6
Coding region: 40-957 (305 amino acids)
Cellular component (GO): lysosome
Molecular function (GO): cysteine-type endopeptidase activity
Source: RefSeq, a predicted model, not a curated record
GAUUGCGUCAUUGCGUAAGUGGAAACGGGAAGAGCCAAAAUGGCGCCUUCCACGGUUGAACUGCUGUUAUUUGUUUGUUUGUCAUUAUUUUCUCUUGGGGAUAGUGUUUCCACUUUUCUGUCCGAGCCUUGUUACAAACCGAUCACAGACGGCAGACCGGCGUUUGUCAGGACAUACGCCCGGCCGCAUGAAUAUGUAAAGGUGAAGGAUCUUCCUACGUCGUGGGACUGGAGGAACAUCAAUGGGACAAAUUAUGUGAGCGUCACGAGGAACCAGCACAUCCCGCAGUACUGUGGCUCCUGCUGGGCCAUGGGAUCCACUAGUGCGCUAGCCGACCGGAUCAACAUCAAGCGUGGAGGAGCGUGGCCCUCGGCCUACCUGUCCGUCCAGAACGUGAUAGACUGCGGGAGGGCGGGCUCUUGUUAUGGAGGAGAUCACAUUGGAGUCUACGCUUACGCACACAAGCACGGCAUCCCUGAUGAAACCUGCAACAACUACCAGGCCAAAAACCAAAAGUGCGAGCUGUUUAACCAGUGUGGAACGUGCUCCUUCUUCAAGACGUGCGACGUGGUGAAGAACUACACUGUGUGGAAAGUGGGAGACUACGGAGACGUUUCAGGAAGAGAUAAGAUGAAGGCGGAGAUAUUCACCAACGGGCCCAUCAGCUGUGCCCUGAUGGCGACCAGCGGCCUGGAGGCGUAUUCGGGAGGGGUUUUCUCCGAGUUCCACCCCCUCUCUUUGCCGAAUCACAUCAUAUCUGUGGCUGGGUGGGGCUUGGACGAAGAGGGCACCGAGUACUGGGUGGUCAGGAACUCCUGGGGAGAGUUCUGGGGGGAACACGGCUGGGCAAGAAUAGUCACCAGUGCCUACAAAGAAGGAAAAGGCAACUGGUUCAACCUGGGUAUCGAGAAAAACUGUGCGUACGGAGACGUUAUUGUAACAGAAGUGCCAAAUUAAACUUACUGACCCCAAGUUUUCUCUUGUUUUGGUCUAUUCAUUUAAAUAAUUGGGAAAAUUAGGGGAAAAAAAGGGGGAAAUAAUAAUAAUUAUAAUCAUAAAAAUAUAUAAAGAUGAACGAAUCCUUAAUGACGUCAGUCAUAGGAUUCAUAAAGAGAGGUUUUGAAGCUCAGUGUGGUGCCUGACUCCAAUUAACUCCAAGCUCAUUUUAAAAAGAAAAAUGGAAAAGAGGUGGUUAUAGGCGAUAGCUAGCAACCUGGGAGGACAUUCACCUGUCACUCAAACCCAGCAUGAAUUCGAUUGGCCGAAAAAUUAAGUGCCAAAAUCUGCAGUUCCUCAUGUGGCCACUUGAGGCUGGCUCCAAAAGUGAGUCCAUCUCUAUAGAUUUCUAUUUUUUAGUCUGUGUCCCAACCUCAUAGCAGAGAUAAACAUGUUUACAGCCUAGAACAAACCAAAAAAACAAAACAUUCUUGGUCUUUGUAGCUAUUUUUUUUUUUUUUAUCCCAUUUGCACGACAUGUGGGUGCAAUCAGAGUUUUAACCACAACAUCAGUGGUCGUGGGGACUGAGUCAUUUUGCUUUAAGUGGUCAUUUGAGGAACUGCAUUUUUUAAUACAAACAUAUAUAAACGGUUUAAUUCACAUAAAAACCACUGCGUGUUUGGUUUUUGCACAGAAUAAAAGAAUGUUUGACACGUUUA